GGGUCGAAGGUGAAGCAUUUGAAGACGAGGCAGUGCACUGAAAAUGGUGAGAUUUUUGGUUUAUUUAAUUAAAUUUUGAUGAAAUUCUUGAUUAGCCCAAGCGGUAAAAUCAGUUAAUUUGCUUCCAUCUUCAAAGUUCUGGAACUCCCACAGCCAUAAAAGUAAAUUCUGUAUAUUCUUCUUCUUCUUUUCCUGUUUUGAUCAAGCUUUUGAUUGAUCAAGAAAAUGGGGCAAUCAUCGUCAAGGGAAGAAGAAGUAUCGCCUGAGCUGCGCGAAGUACAAUCGCUAGCUGCAUCAACUGGAGCUCUUCCCUCUCUUGAAAAGACCUUUUCCCUUCUCUCUGAUCCCCAAACUAAAUCGAUCCCCAUCCAUUCUCUUCAGAAAUGUUUCGAUUUGACUUUUGAAAACUCAGAAUCUGAACAAGACGAUCUAUUUAAGGAAGCUCCCCUGUUGUUUAGUCAUCUUGGUUCUGCAAUUAUUGAUCUUUUUUUCGUGGCCGAUAAAGAUGGGGUGAAUUGGAUUGAGUUCUUGAAGGGUUAUACAAAAUGUUGCGCAAGGACAGCUGCUUCGACAUCUUUUAAUAGUUUAUUCCGAGUAUUUUCUGCCGCGUGUUCAAAAGCUGGGCUCCCGAUUGAUCUCCAGUUUGAGAUGCACGAUGAUGAUGAUUUCAAAAUUAAAGGGUCGUUUUCUUCUCGUGACAUUCUCGUUCUUCUUUGGUUCUGUUGGAUUUUUUCAUGGGAUUCGAGGGCUUUUAAAUCGAAAAAGAGCAGAUGGAAAUGCAGUCUACCUGAUAUCACUCAUUUGGUUUUAUCGGCUGUCGAGGCAUGUGCUGAAGAUUGUCGUGACUCGAUUUUCUGGGACUCUAAUGUUUCAGAAUUGGAUAUUAAACUUUCUGCUAUGAAAGUUCAUUUAUGGGCUCUGAAAAAUCUGCCAAACCUUGCGGAUUGCUUUGUACAAUUUUUCCAUGCUAGGCUUUGCUAUUUCACUAUCCAUGAGGUUAAAUCAGAGCAAUCAUGCUCUUCUACUAGUGAAAACUCUUCAUCAGCUACUUCGAAAACUAAUCUUUUGACACCUGGAAGGGCUUGGGCCAUCUCACUAACCUUGAGAGGUUCUGUACAUGAAGAAAUAUCAAAAGCUUGCUUCCCAACUGAUCUUGAUGAAGCAAAUGAAAUCCUACUUUAUAGGUCAUCUGCUCAUGGGAAAGGACUUAAUCGGUUUUGGUCAAAUGUUGAGGGGUAUAAUGGUCCAUUACUAGUACUUGUUGCCGCAUGUGAAGAACAAAAUGAUGCAAGGAGAUGGAUUAUCGGUGCACUCACCAAUCAGGGUUUUGAAAACAAAGAAGUAUUUUACGGAACUUCCGGAAGCCUUUAUGCAUUAAGUCCCGUUUUUCAUGCAUUACUAUCAUCUGGAAGGGAGAAGAACUUUGUGUAUAGCCAUUUGCACCCGAGUGGUAAGGUUUAUGAUGCCCAUCCAAAGCCAGUGGGAGUUGGAUUUGGUGGGAAUAUUGGAAACGAGAGAAUAUUUAUGGAUGAGGAUUUUGCGAGAAUUACUGUGCGGCAUCAUGCUGUUGAUAAAACAUACCAGCAUGGAACUCUUUUCCGCAGUCAGGGAUACCUACCAGUUGAUGCCUCGGUUUUAGAAGUAGAGGUGUGGGGAUUAGGGGGCAUAAAUGCUCUCAAGAUUCAAGCUUCUUACAAGAAGAGAGAACAACUUUUUACAGAGCAAAGGAGAAAGAUUGACCUGAAAACAUUUGCCAAUUGGGAAGAUUCACCUGAGAAGAUGAUGAUGGACAUGAUGUCAAAUCCAAAUCAAGUCAAGAGAGAAGACCGAUGAUUAUUCUUCGUGAAACAGAAAAGGCGGUUAAUCAAUACUGUUAAUACGUAUGUACUCACACUGAGAGAUGUAUGUUUCUCGGGCUUAUUGCAUUGGACAAAAACUCACUUAUGGGUUCGUUUCAUAUUCAGUAAACGACAGAACUACGGCUUCUAAAUAAGGAACUUACUCCUUUGGAAAUGUAUUUGUUUUGUACAAAAUAGUCCUUUUCUGUACACUUCUACGGGUGGAACACUUCUAUUUGAAACAAAUUUAACUACUGUGAUGUGUUUUUUAAAUUUUGACACAAAAAGAGCUAGACCAUUAUUAGAUUCCUACACUUCAUAUGAUCUUAAAUGGUG
This is a messenger RNA of Striga asiatica, 2174 nucleotides long. The record is from the annotation of a GenBank genome assembly. NCBI's taxonomy places the organism in Eukaryota, Viridiplantae, Streptophyta, Magnoliopsida, Lamiales, Orobanchaceae.